AUGGGCCUGAUGACAUCGCAUUUCGUUGCAUGGAAAGGAUACGCUUUACCGUUGAUUGGAAUGAUAACUGGGACUGAACCAUAUGCAAGAAUGGGAUUCCCGCUGGCUGAAAGAAGUCCUGAAUCCACUGCUGGAAGACUCUUUUCUUCUGGAAGAACUGGAAUUAACGUCAACGGUGAUCCUGAAUCAACCAUGAAUUUUCCUGCUACGAAAGGUCUUGAACCUGAUGUUCCUUUAAAUGCUAAACAAGUCUGA
Molecule: messenger RNA, 255 nt
Organism: Paramuricea clavata
Lineage: Eukaryota; Metazoa; Cnidaria; Anthozoa; Malacalcyonacea; Plexauridae
Source: the annotation of a GenBank genome assembly